AUGAUGCACCGUAAACAGGAGUCACCAGCAGUUGUCCCCCCACACACACGAGACACCAGCAGGAGUCUCCCCACACAGGAGACACCAGCAGGAGUCUCCCCACACAGGAGACACCAGCAGGAGUCUCCCCCACAGGAGUCACCAACAGGAGUCCCCCACAGGAGUCACCAGCAGGAGUCCCCCCCCCCACACACACACGAGACACCAGCAGGAGUCUCCCCACACAGGAGUCACCAGCAGGAGUCCCCACAGGAGUCACCAGCAGAGUCCCCACAGGAGUCACCAGCAGGAGUCUCCCCACAGGAGUCACAGCAGGAGUCUCCCCCACAGGAGUCACCAGCAGGAGUCUCCCCACAGGAGUCACCAGCAGGAGUCUCCCCCACAGGAGUCACCAGCAGGAGUCCCCCACACACACACUCGAGACACCAGCAGGAGUCUCCCCACACAGGAGACACCAGCAGGAGUCCCCACAGGAGUCACCAGUAG
This is a messenger RNA of Homarus americanus (American lobster), 486 nucleotides long. Its product is annotated as polycystic kidney disease protein 1-like 3. The record is from RefSeq and is a predicted model, not a curated record. The coding region runs from base 1 to 486 and encodes 161 amino acids. The transcript has a single exon. NCBI's taxonomy places the organism in Eukaryota, Metazoa, Arthropoda, Malacostraca, Decapoda, Nephropidae.